Messenger RNA from Emiliania huxleyi CCMP1516, 1451 nucleotides. RefSeq names its product pantothenate kinase (gene PANK1). NCBI's taxonomy places the organism in Eukaryota, Haptophyta, Isochrysidales, Noelaerhabdaceae. The record is from RefSeq and is a predicted model, not a curated record. Gene Ontology annotation, cellular component: cytosol. Gene Ontology annotation, biological process: coenzyme A biosynthetic process. The transcript has 2 exons. Bases 1 to 1404 code for a protein of 467 amino acids. Gene Ontology annotation, molecular function: ATP binding; pantothenate kinase activity.
AUGCGCGCCACGGCGAUCGUCGCGGUAGCCGCCGCCGCGCUCCUCGCACUCUUCGGGUGGCGUCGUCGUCCGCGUCUCGCGCGGCAGCAGCGCCCGCUCAUCCCGCGUGCGGCCUUGCAGUGGGCUAAGGUUCGCGCUCGGCGCCACCUGCUCGUGCUGGCCAACCUGCGCGAGGUGGCUGGCACGCUGGGUGUCGACAUCGGCGGCACGCUCGCAAAGAUGGUCCUGCUCCGCCGUAUUCGAGAGGGCGAGAAGCACGAGCGCGUCUCCUUCGGAGCGUGCUUCAACACGCAGCCCUCCCUCUCGUUCGAUGUGUAUGCGGAUGACGGAACCUCGCUCACGCUGCACUUUGUCGCUGCGCCGACGCGCUCGCUGGCAGAGGCGGUCGAGACGCUCCGUAACUGCGACGGCCAGCCCGCCGCGCCGGCCGUGGAGUCAGGUCCGAAGUCGGGUCCGAGGCUGCAGCGGCGCGAGUCUGUGUACAGCUCGGUGAGGCACGUGGUCGCUGCGGGCGGUGGGGCGCACAAGUACGCCGCGCUGUUCGAGGAGGUGCUGCGCGUGCGGCUGGUCCCCUUCGCCGAGCUCGCCGCGCUGGUGGAGGGGCUCCACUUUCUGCGCGCCGUCGGCCCUGCGGACGAGCUGUACGCGCUGCCGGGGCCCAGCCCCGGAGGGGAUGGCUCUGGCUCCGCCACAACCUCAGGGGGGGAGGGAGGCGCGAGCGAGGCGGCGGAGGAGCGGGUGGCUUGGGAGGAGGUCGACUUCCCGUACAUCGUCGUCAACAUUGGCUCCGGCGUGCUCCUCCUCGAGCGGGAAGGGUGUGAGUCUCCCGGCGAGGGGAGGGGCGUCGCAGCUGGCGGCGCAACCUUCCGCCGCGUCGGAGGGACGGCCUGCGGCGGAGCAACUUUCCUCGGCCUCGGGCGCGCCUUGACUGGCGUGGCCGACUACCACAAGCUGCUCGCCUUGGCCGAGGCGGGAGACGCGUCCCUCGUCGACACGACGGUGGGAGACAUCUACGGCGAGAAGGGCUGCGCGGCCCUCGGCUUCCCGCCCUCGAUGACCGCGGUCAACUUCGGCGCUCUCGCGCAUGGCGGCGAAGCCCCGCUGCCGGCGAAACGGCAUCUGGCGGCUGCCGUCCUGCAGCUCGUGGUGCAGGCGUCGGUGCUGCAAGCCAUGGCCCACGCCACGCCGCGCGGGGCCGCGGACCGAGUCCUUUUCGUCGGCGGCUUCCUCUCGGACAACCAGCUCGCGAGGCGGCUCGUCGCAAACACAGCCCGCAAACUGGGCGGGCGGGCGCUCUUCUCGAGGCACGCGGACUUCCUCGGCGGGCUCGGCUCCCUCGCCGAGACGCUCCACCGGCGGGCCGAGGGGGUCUCGCAAAGCGCUAGGAGCGACCCACACAGAUAGAGAAGUACCACCUUUGUUUCUUUUUGUGUGCUGUGUGCCGGUGCCUU